UAAGGUAGGCUAGGUAUAAAAACGAACUCAUGCCGAGUCAGUAUAGGACUGUCUCACGCAAACCACAUUGCAGGCGCGCAGUGAGAAGUUAGAGAGAUUAAACCAUCCACGACGUUAAUCUAACAACUACAGAAGCAAUCAAUCAACAUGCGUGAGUGUAUCUCAGUUCAUGUGGGCCAGGCGGGCGUUCAGAUGGGCAACACCUGCUGGGAGCUCUACUGUCUGGAGCAUGGCAUCCAGCCUGAUGGCCAGAUGCCCAGCCACAAGCCCGUUGGCGGGCAUGACGACUCCUUCACCACCUUCUUCAGUGAUACCGGUGCUGGGAAGUAUGUGCCACGUGCCAUCUUUGUCGACCUGGAGCCAACAGUGAUUGAUGAAGUUCGUACAGGCAGCUACCGUCAGUUGUUCCACCCUGAACAGCUCAUCUCUGGGAAGGAGGACGCAGCAAAUAACUACGCCCGUGGGCACUACACCAUCGGCAAAGAGAUUAUCGACUCAGUACUAGACCGCAUCCGUAAACUGGCUGACCAGUGCACAGGACUCCAAGGUUUCUUGGUAUUCCACAGCUUUGGUGGGGGCACCGGCUCUGGCUUCACCUCCCUGCUAAUGGAGCGCCUCUCUGUUGACUUUGGCAAGAAGUCCAAGCUUGAGUUUGCCAUUUACCCAGCACCCCAGGUUUCCACUGCUGUUGUGGAGCCUUACAACUCCAUCUUGACCACCCACACAACCCUGGAGCACUCCGACUGUGCCUUCAUGGUAGACAACGAGGCCAUCUACGACAUCUGCCGUCGCAACUUGGACAUUGAGCGUCCCUCUUACACCAACUUGAACAGGCUGAUCAGCCAGAUUGUCUCCUCCAUCACGGCGUCCCUGCGUUUCGACGGUGCUCUGAACGUUGACCUGACAGAGUUCCAGACCAACCUGGUGCCCUACCCCCGCAUCCACUUCCCCCUGGCCACCUACGCCCCCGUCAUCUCUGCCGAGAAGGCCUACCACGAGCAGCUGUCUGUGGCUGAGAUCACCAACUCCUGCUUUGAGCCCGCCAACCAGAUGGUGAAGUGCGACCCGCGUCACGGCAAGUACAUGGCCUGCUGCCUGCUCUACCGUGGAGACGUCGUCCCCAAGGACGUCAACGUAGCCAUCGCUGCCAUCAAGACCAAGAGGAGCAUCCAGUUUGUGGACUGGUGCCCCACAGGCUUCAAGGUGGGCAUCAACUACCAACCUCCAACAGUGGUGCCCGGUGGAGACCUGGCCAAAGUGCAGAGGGCUGUAUGCAUGCUCAGUAACACCACAGCCAUUGCUGAGGCCUGGGCCCGCCUGGACCACAAGUUCGACCUGAUGUACGCCAAGAGGGCCUUUGUGCACUGGUAUGUGGGAGAGGGCAUGGAGGAGGGCGAGUUCUCUGAGGCCAGAGAAGACAUGGCCGCCCUGGAGAAGGAUUACGAAGAAGUGGGCGUUGACUCCUUCGAGGAGGAUGAGGAGGGAGAAGAAUAUUAGAGUGACGUCUGAUAUUGAAGCGGGCAUCCCAUGACUGGUCAUGGAUCAGUUCCAUCUAUGCUUUCAUAGCACUGGGAGGUUACUACUGCACAGUUUGGCCAUUUUGGAGAUGAAAGAUCUCCAGUCUCCCAUUUCAUCAUUACCAAAGAAAGCAAGCUACUGUCUUGUCAAUACAUCACACACUGUGUGUUAAUUGCAAGGCUGUACCCUAUUUCCAUGUCAUUUUUAUUUUAUAUUUGACCUAUUAUAAAAGGUCUUCCCUUUUCUAUUAUUAGACUUGAAUAAUAAGCUUCUAUGAUGUUACUUUACCAGUGGUGAUAUGUUCAGAAAUCAAAUCCCAUCUUUCCUGCAUUGAAAAUAAAAUGCCUUUCGACCAAUACAUGGGGCCUUUGAGGUUGCGAACUUUGUAAGAAGUAAGCUGUUAGUGUAAACUGCAGUCAUUGUUGUGUGCAAUUUCUGUUUGUCUUAUCAGUAAUUCCCAUUUAUAAAUUAUUUUUGAAACCAGUUGUGCAGAACCAAGUUGCUGUUAUGAGGGGUGUCUUGGCUUUGUAAAUAAAAUGUUUUAAAAAUGA
Molecule: messenger RNA, 2069 nt
Organism: Sardina pilchardus (European sardine)
Lineage: Eukaryota; Metazoa; Chordata; Actinopteri; Clupeiformes; Clupeidae
Gene: tuba8l2
Product: tubulin, alpha 8 like 2
Exons: 4
Coding region: 148-1497 (449 amino acids)
Biological process (GO): mitotic cell cycle; microtubule cytoskeleton organization
Cellular component (GO): microtubule; cytoplasm
Molecular function (GO): GTP binding; structural constituent of cytoskeleton
Source: RefSeq, a predicted model, not a curated record